Messenger RNA from Biomphalaria glabrata, 2571 nucleotides. RefSeq names its product forkhead box protein C1-A-like. The transcript is spliced from 5 exons. Gene Ontology annotation, molecular function: RNA polymerase II cis-regulatory region sequence-specific DNA binding; DNA-binding transcription factor activity, RNA polymerase II-specific. Gene Ontology annotation, biological process: regulation of transcription by RNA polymerase II; anatomical structure morphogenesis; cell differentiation. The record is from RefSeq and is a predicted model, not a curated record. NCBI's taxonomy places the organism in Eukaryota, Metazoa, Mollusca, Gastropoda, Planorbidae. The coding region runs from base 172 to 2106 and encodes 644 amino acids.
UGCAGAAGGUGGUGUAAUUCUGGAACGCUCGGAGUACUCACGGCACUCGGGGCUGUCUCGUAUGGAGGACUAGUUGACAGUUUCAUGGUGUCAGAGGAUGUUGGUUACUGACUGACCUACACUCAAUAACUGUAGUCACCCAUUGCACGCUACGUCAGUCACGUCUGCACCAUGCAGGGCUUCCGAUCCCCGGCCGCAGGAGCCAUGCCCCAGUUUGCAGUGCUGCCCUACAGAUCCAAUCUGAUGCCCACCGGCUACCCCCAGUAUGUGGGAGCCGGUGCCGGCGCCGGGGCUGCCCAGCCCCUGGGGCUGCAGCCUUUGUCAGGUCACCUCCACCAGCAGGCGGCGCAUCCGGGAUAUCUGUCCGGGUCCGGGCUUUUUAUGUCUCAGCUGAAGUACAACGCCAUGCUGAAUGAACUCCACCGCCACAGGGAGCAGUCGCAGAAGCCCCCUUACUCUUAUAUAGCCCUCAUCAGCAUGGCCAUCAAGGCGUCGCCUGGGCGCCGAGCUACCCUGAACGACAUCUACAACUUCAUAAUGGAACGCUUUCCGUACUACCUCGAUAACAAGCAGGGAUGGCAGAACUCCAUCAGACACAACUUGAGCCUAAACCACUGCUUCAUUAAGGUCCCUAGAGACAAAGGCACCCCAGGUAAAGGCAACUACUGGACCAUGGACCCCAACUGUGACGAACUGUUUGAGGAAGGGAAUUACAGACGACGAAAAAGGCGUGUCAAAAUACAGAAUAGGGCCAUCACUGGCUCAUCAGGAGGAAACGCCUCUGGCUGCGGAAGUGUGGAAUCUUCCGACACGAGAGAAGGCGGCGAGAGUGAUACCGAGAACUCUGGCCACGCUGUUCCUAUGCAGCGAUUGGAUAGCGAUGACCACCUCGUGGAUAAAAGUCACGACGACCACUUGGCGACCAAAGGUCACGAUGACCACCGAUCGCCCUACGACUCGUCUAGUUUGCUGUGGAUGAGGCAGGAAAGCAGAGCCUGCUUCGUAAAAAACGAAGACGCCCCUGACCGCUAUUCAAGAGACUAUUCAGAGGAUUCAAUGUGUUUUGGUAAGAAAACAUCGAGCGGAGCUUCGUCGUCUUUUUCAUGGUCCCCGUCAGAGGCGGAUCUUUUUCCCUCCUCCAAAAAGAGUCACGAUCAACAGGCGAACCGGGCGACCCACAACUCUCAACCACUCCAGCGUGCUGUAGAUCUAAGCCGCGGAAAAGGCGAUGGUUCCUCAAGCACGGGCGUGGUCGCAAUGGAGGACACAACCUAUGACUCUAGGGCGACUGCCAGGCACAGUAAUCUUCAGCCUGAUGCCCUAACUCCUAGAGAAACUGUUCAUCCAAGGAUUAAGGAGGAAGUUAUUGCUGAGAAGUUUUCUGAAUAUCUGUCUGAAAAUGAGGACAAUGUUAAUCGCGUUCAGGAAACCGGAAGCGGAGAUAAAUGUCCGGAUAAGGACAUUUCCGAAAGACACGACUCACUCAUGAACAUAUCCAGUGACGCUGCAAACGAAUCGAUCCAAGAUUCUAGCAAAGAACAUAUGUACAAAAAACUUCGAUUGUCUUUCGGUAUUGAUCGGCUGAUCGGGAAAGAGGGCAACUCCAACCUGGUCAAAGAUCAGUUUAACCUCGGCCAGGUUUUUCCCGUCACGGCCUUUGGAGGAUAUUAUUCUAAAAUUUUUAGGUCUGACCAUUUUAACCCAGAAGACCAAUCGUUGACGUCUGAGACACAACUAGCAACGUCUGACACCAGCUUCUACCAGAAGGGGGAGAAACGGAAACGAGACGUUUUUGAGGGAAUUCCCAAUCCUCCUCCGAAAGUUGUCGAUCUGAAGACGAAGAAUUACGACUCUUUUCCUUUGUCUUUGUUUCCGGGAUAUUUCACAGGAAGUGGAAGUCUCCCGUUAACGUCCAACGCAGUUCUGGGUUUUCCCAAUGAUCACUCGGCUUCCUUGGAUACAAUGGCGGCUUCGCUUGACAGCAUGUUGAUGUACAGGCACUCGCUAUUCGGCUCCCACGUCGGGCUGACAUCUCAUGAUCCGCACAGACUGGAUAGCUUACAGCAAAUGGCGAGACCCCCAGGAUUUCCAUAUGUAUUUAUGUAAAAUAGUAUUCAACAUUAUAAUGGAUACAAACAGUAUAAUCUUUUUGAUAAAGGAAUUAAUAUAUUAAGAAAGCGUUUUAUUUAUGUGUAUAUAUCUAUAAACAGAGGCGUAGCUACGGUAGGGUAGGGAGGGGGAGAAUAUGGAAAUCCCCCCGGACCCCCACUUGAGGGGGGCCAAAAAUGAGUGUUUUUUUUCAUUAAGUAUUAAAUAUUACGCAAAAUGCGGGGGCCCCCAAAGAGGUUAAGCCCACGGGCCCCCAUAUGAUGGCAAAUUACUAGCUACGCCAUCGUAUAUAUAUAUAUGAAUGAAAUUUAAAAUUGUAUAAAAAUAUUUAAAUUUGGAGCCUUCAUGUUUGUGUGCGUGUUUGUGAGUGAGCUUUUUGUUGCAACUUUUUAUACACUGCUGCUGUGUUAUUUUGAUUUUAAGCAUUGACAUAAAGAAAGUCAAAUAUAUUUGAUAAAUAAA